AGCUUGUGCCAAACUUCAAGAUCUCUCAGAGCCAAUACUCAUACUAAGACUGCGAACAGCUUCCUCAAAACUAUUUAUCAUGACGGAACGUUUCGAUUUAGCAAAUCUUUUAGAUUAUGUGUUGGCAAGUGCAGUGCAAUUUGAGAAAGCGAUUAGUGAAAAUACAAUGUAUCGCGAACUAUUAAAUUUCCAUUGUGAAAUUUCGACAUUGAUUAAAGUUCUCAUAAAUGAAGCUAUACAACAAAUUAAAUAUUUUAAAUGGUUAGAUCAUUUUGCCCGCGUGGCACGGCUG
Molecule: messenger RNA, 292 nt
Organism: Racocetra persica
Lineage: Eukaryota; Fungi; Glomeromycota; Glomeromycetes; Diversisporales; Gigasporaceae
Source: the annotation of a GenBank genome assembly